AUGGCAAUUUUGGCAUUAACAGUAUCACUGGGUGACAUGCGUGAUCGUAUCAGCAGAAUUGUAAUUGGUUCGGAUAUCCAUGGCAAUCCGGUCACUGCAGAUGACAUCGGUGUAACAGAUGCCUUAACGGUCCUCAUGCGUGACACCGUUCGCCCAACGCUGAUGCAAACUCUCGAAGGUACCCCUGUGUUUGUCCACACUGGCCCAUUUGCUAAUAUAGCCCAUGGAUCCAGUAGCAUCAUCGCAGAUCAG
Messenger RNA from Strongylus vulgaris, 252 nucleotides. Lineage: Eukaryota; Metazoa; Nematoda; Chromadorea; Rhabditida; Strongylidae. The record is from the annotation of a GenBank genome assembly.